Molecule: messenger RNA, 462 nt
Organism: Penaeus chinensis
Lineage: Eukaryota; Metazoa; Arthropoda; Malacostraca; Decapoda; Penaeidae
Exons: 2
Coding region: 27-329 (100 amino acids)
Source: RefSeq, a predicted model, not a curated record
CAAGAUCUCUCGGCGCUUCGGUCAAGAUGGUCAACGGCAAACUCGCUCUGGCGGCGGCGGUGCUGGGGGCGCUGCAGCUCAGCCUCUGCCUCGCUUCACCCGUGGCACACUCUGUGAGCGCCGCCGCCGUGGCUGUCGCUUCACCCGGCCAUGCCGUGGGCGUCGUGGCUCAUUCUCCGCCCGGGCGUGCCGUGGGCUUCGUAGCAGGCCCUUCGGCUAGAACCGUGGGCGUGAGAUACGUGGGCUUCGGGCACGACGACGACGGCUUCGGCGAUGACGACGACUUCAGAGGCGUCGCCGUCGUUUCGGGCGUUCGUAGAGUGUGGUGAUCGUCAGCGGAAGCCUCCCGGUGGCGAACUUGGUUGCCCUCCGGAGGAAACCGACGUGUAUGUGUGAUGCUCCGUAACUCUUAUUUUCUUUCAGCUAAACUUAUGAAUAAAAAUUGCAACAAAUUCGACUCCA